AUGGAAGCAAGUACAAAAAUGUAUCGCGAUUCAAACCAAGAAGACGCGUGCAGCGUUGUUUGGACAAAACUACCAUUACUUUCCUGGAUAUGUCCAGCCAUUGGCCAUGUUGGCGUCACAGAUUCUCACGGAAUUGUUUAUGAUUUCGAAGGUCCUUAUUAUAUUGGAAAAGGAAAUAUGCUUUUCGGUCGUCCUCUUUAUCGCUGGAAGAUCGAUAUUGAUCCUCAGCAGUGGGAUGGGGCUCUUGAAACGGUUACAGAAAGAUUUUCCGAUAUAAAUUACAAUUUAUUUACAUCAAAUUGCCAUUAUUAUGCAGCGGCAGUUCUUCAAGAAGCAGGUGUUAUACAAAUACCGCCAUUUUUCGGAUCAUGGAUUAAUGGAGCGACAAUUCAAAUUAUAUGGGGCCUUAUUUUACAUUCUAAACCGAAAUCAUUUUCCGCAUUCAUCAAAAAAUGGCUUCCAUUCAUUAUAAUUCUUAUUUUCAUAAUUUAUUUUUUCGUAUUAUGA
Molecule: messenger RNA, 507 nt
Organism: Trichomonas vaginalis G3
Lineage: Eukaryota; Parabasalia; Trichomonadida; Trichomonadidae
Product: protein of unknown function, DUF778
Exons: 1
Coding region: 1-507 (168 amino acids)
Source: RefSeq, a predicted model, not a curated record